GGCUCUAUGGAUUUUUAAGAACUAGGGGCUAGGACCCUUGGGUGCUUACCUGGGCUCGGGUCCCUCUAGGAGUUGGAAACUACCCUUUGGAGACUUUUCCUUCCCUCUUCCCUGGUGGUUUUAAGCCACAGUGGCCCAUCUCUGGAAAUGCAAGGCUCAGGAUAGGGACUAGACCCCUAAGUUUAUACUCUACCCUGGCCCCUGCUGCAAAGGCAAAGACUUAGGAGUCCUGGGAAGUUUGUGCAAGGUCUUGGGAACUCUUUCAUUCAUAACAGGAUUGGUGUUGGUUGGGGUCUCCUGACUUCUGUCUAGUCCUCUACUCUCUGCCUCCCUCCCUUUAUGCUGAGUAUGCAAUGGACACAGAGCCUAUCUAUAGACCCAGAUCAGGGCAAAGCUGAGAAACAGGCCAAGGGGUGUCUGGGAGCUUCUCAGCCUAGUUUGUGAUACUACUUAUCCCUGGAUCCCUAGAAAAAAGUUCCAAGGGAAGGAAUUGGGGAAGACAGAGUCAGAAAGGUAGCUACUCUUCGGGUUCCACUUCUCCCUGUUUGUCUGUCUGUCUCUUUCUCUGCAGGAGCUGGGCCCCUUCUUAAUUCUCUUCCUGCCUGUCCUUUCCUGGUCCCUGUUUCCUCCUUUCUUUGCCUUUGCUGCUUCUACCCUCAUCCCCUGGAGGCCCAGGUCUGCUGGACACAUCCAUCCCCUUUGGGACUAUGGGAUCACUGCUUGGGCUUCUGGCACUGCUGCUGCUUUGGGGCGCUGUGGCUGAGGGCCCCACCAAGAAGGUGCUGACCCUGGAGGGGGAUCUGGUCCUGGGUGGGCUGUUCCCGGUACACCAGAAGGGUGGCCCAGCAGAGGAGUGUGGGCCUGUCAAUGAGCAUCGAGGGAUCCAGCGCCUGGAGGCCAUGCUUUUUGCACUGGACCACAUCAACCGUGACCCACACCUGCUCCCGGGUGUGCGUCUAGGUGCGCACAUCCUCGACAGCUGCUCCAAGGACACACACGCCCUGGAGCAGGCACUCGACUUCGUGCGUGCGUCGCUUAGCCGUGGUGCCGACGGCUCACGCCACAUCUGCCCUGACGGCUCUUAUGCCACCCACGGUGAUGCUCCCACUGCCAUCACUGGUGUCAUUGGCGGCUCCUACAGUGAUGUCUCCAUCCAGGUGGCCAACCUCCUGCGGCUGUUUCAGAUUCCACAGAUCAGCUAUGCCUCCACCAGUGCCAAGCUGAGCGACAAGUCCCGCUAUGACUACUUUGCCCGCACAGUGCCCCCCGACUUCUUCCAAGCCAAGGCCAUGGCUGAGAUCCUCCGCUUCUUCAACUGGACCUAUGUGUCCACUGUGGCAUCUGAGGGCGACUAUGGCGAGACAGGCAUUGAAGCCUUUGAGCUAGAGGCCCGCGCCCGCAACAUCUGCGUGGCCACCUCAGAGAAGGUGGGCCGUGCCAUGAGCCGCGGGGCCUUUGAGGGUGUGGUGCGAGCCCUGCUGCAGAAGCCCAGCGCCCGCGUGGCUGUCCUGUUUACCCGUUCCGAGGACGCGCGCGAGCUCCUCGCGGCCACCCAGCGCCUCAAUGCCAGCUUCACCUGGGUGGCCAGCGAUGGCUGGGGGGCGCUGGAGAGCGUGGUGGCCGGCAGCGAGGGGGCCGCUGAGGGCGCCAUCACUAUCGAGCUGGCCUCUUAUCCCAUCAGCGACUUUGCCUCCUACUUCCAGAGCCUGGACCCCUGGAACAACAGCCGGAACCCCUGGUUCCGGGAGUUCUGGGAGCAGAGGUUCCACUGCAGCUUCCGGCAGCGAGAUUGCGCCGCCCACUCACUGCGGGCGGUGCCUUUUGAGCAGGAGUCCAAGAUCAUGUUCGUGGUCAAUGCAGUUUAUGCCAUGGCCCACGCGCUGCACAACAUGCACCGAGCCCUCUGCCCCAACACCACCCAGCUCUGCGAUGCGAUGCGACCUGUCAACGGGCGCCGCCUCUACAAGGACUUUGUGCUGAACGUCAAGUUUGAUGCCCCCUUCCGCCCGGCUGACACGCAGAGUGAGGUUCGCUUUGACCGCUUUGGUGAUGGCAUUGGACGCUACAACAUCUUCACGUAUCUGCGGGCAGGCAGUGGGCGCUACCGCUAUCAGAAGGUGGGCUACUGGGCAGAAGGCCUGACCCUGGACACCAGCCUUAUCCCAUGGGCCUCACCCUCGGCCGGCCCCCUGCCAGCCUCUCGCUGCAGUGAGCCCUGUCUCCAGAAUGAGGUGAAGAGCGUGCAGCCGGGAGAGGUCUGCUGCUGGCUGUGCAUCCCAUGCCAGCCGUACGAGUACCGGCUGGACGAGUUCACGUGCGCUGACUGUGGCCUGGGCUACUGGCCCAACGCCAGCCUAACUGGCUGCUUCGAGCUGCCCCAGGAGUACAUCCGCUGGGGCGAUGCCUGGGCCGUGGGACCCGUCACCAUCGCCUGCCUGGGAGCCUUGGCCACCCUCUUCGUGCUGGGGGUCUUUGUGCGGCACAAUGCCACGCCAGUGGUCAAGGCCUCAGGCCGGGAGCUCUGCUACAUCCUGCUGGGCGGUGUCUUCCUCUGCUACUGCAUGACCUUCGUCUUCAUUGCCAAGCCGUCCACAGUGGUGUGCACCUUACGGCGCCUCGGUUUGGGCACCGCCUUCUCUGUCUGCUACUCAGCCCUGCUCACCAAGACCAACCGCAUUGCGCGCAUCUUUGGCGGGGCCCGGGAGGGAGCCCAGCGGCCACGCUUCAUCAGCCCGGCCUCGCAGGUGGCCAUCUGCCUGGCGCUUAUCUCGGGCCAGCUGCUCAUUGUGGCCGCCUGGCUGGUGGUGGAGGCACCGGGCACGGGCAAGGAGACAGCCCCAGAGCGGCGGGAGGUGGUGACAUUGCGCUGCAACCAUCGAGAUGCGAGCAUGCUGGGCUCACUCGCCUACAACGUGCUCCUCAUCGCACUCUGCACGCUCUAUGCCUUCAAGACCCGCAAGUGCCCCGAGAACUUCAACGAGGCCAAGUUCAUAGGCUUUACCAUGUACACCACUUGCAUCAUCUGGCUGGCCUUCCUGCCCAUCUUCUAUGUCACUUCCAGUGAUUACCGGGUACAGACCACCACCAUGUGCGUGUCAGUCAGCCUCAGCGGCUCCGUGGUGCUCGGCUGUCUCUUUGCGCCCAAGCUUCACAUCAUCCUUUUCCAGCCGCAGAAGAACGUGGUUAGCCACCGCGCACCCACCAGCCGGUUCAGCAGCGCCGCCACCAGGGCCAGCUCCAGCCUUGCCCAAGGGUCUGGCUCCCAGUUUGUCCCCACUGUUUGCAACGGCCGGGAGGUGGUAGAUUCAACAACAUCGUCGCUUUGAGGACCCCGCAUUCCUGUCCCGACACAGCUGCUCCCUGGGACCCGGUGCAGAUCUGCAUCCAGGGCCGGGAGGAAGUCAGCUAGAGCACUGCAAUAAGGCCAGUCCCGUGCCCGCCCCCAAGCCACUCUCCCACUGACUCCAGCCCUUCAGAGUCAGAAGUCAGGGUCCUUGGCCCAGGAGCCUCUGCAACAGCCACCAACUGUCCUUGCAGCCUGUCCCCUCCUUGCUAGGCCCAGACUCGGAAGGGAGCAAGCCAGGGUCUACUAGGCCCUGGAACGAGAAGGCUGAGGACUGCUGGCCCCAAUUCCCAAUCAGCAAAGGUGCUUCCAGCCCUGCCCCUCCCUCCUCCUAGGGCCUUUUUAAUUUUUUACAUAAGUUAUUCCGGGAUGGGGAGGAGGGUUCUUGUGGGGGGCAUCCCUCCCCCUGCAUAGUAGUUUGU
This is a messenger RNA of Enhydra lutris kenyoni (northern sea otter), 3765 nucleotides long. Its product is annotated as metabotropic glutamate receptor 2. Gene Ontology annotation, cellular component: membrane. The transcript has 5 exons. NCBI's taxonomy places the organism in Eukaryota, Metazoa, Chordata, Mammalia, Carnivora, Mustelidae. Gene Ontology annotation, molecular function: group II metabotropic glutamate receptor activity. The record is from RefSeq and is a predicted model, not a curated record. Gene Ontology annotation, biological process: G protein-coupled glutamate receptor signaling pathway; regulation of synaptic transmission, glutamatergic. The coding region runs from base 708 to 3326 and encodes 872 amino acids.